AUGGGAGUUUCUCUAGCUAGUCAGCGAAUGUAUGGAAUGCUCUUCGUCCAUGGAAUAGCGUUCAUGGUGCCCUUCUACAUGACGUUCAGUCGAGAGCGUUUGGCAAUUAUUGUUGGAUGCUAUGCCGCUGCAAUGCUAUCAAUUACCGUUGGUUAUCAUCGUAUGCACAGUCAUCAUUCAUUCAAGCCGUCCCUUAUUGUGAGGUUGUUGGUCGCCUUAUUUGGUGCAUCAGCAUUUCAAGGAAGUAUCAAAUGGUGGGUUGUGAGGCAUAGGCUCCAUCACAGAUUUCCGGACUCCGACAAUGAUCCAUACAAUGCCAGGCGUGGUCUCUGGUAUUCGCAUAUGGGCUGGAUCUUUCAAACCGCACACUACUCCAAACUGAAGGAAAUCGAUGAUUCAGACUUGACUGCAGACAAGAUCGUUGUCUUUCAGAACAAAUAUUUCAACCUCCUUGCCAUAUUCAUGUGCUUCAUAUUCCCCGCAAUGAUCGGCGCCGUGUUCUUCAAUGAUGCUCUGGGUGGGUUGAUGUACGGAGGCUUCGUCAAGGCAGUCUGCCUGUGGCAUGCCACGUUUGCCGUGAAUAGUCUAUCGCAUUGGAAUGGUGAUCAACCAUACACCCUGGAUUCAACGGCCAGAGAUAACUGGUGGCUCUCUUUUCUGACCAAUGGUGAAGGAAACCACAACUUCCAUCACGCUUUCCCUCGAGACUACCGAUGUGGAUCAUACUGGGCGCAAUACGAUCCAACUAAAUGGACGAUAUAUUUGUUGUCACUCGUGAACCUCGCUACUGAUCUGUACAGGAUUGACGAUGAAUCUAUAGAGAAAGAUGCCAUCGUCGUGGGUGAGAUUGUGCUCAAAAAGAGACGUCAAUCUGUGAGCUGGGGCAUUCCAGAUGCGGAUUUGCCUAAAUUUACUAUGCACCAAGUACGAGAACAGUGUUCUCGCAAAGCUAUGAGCUUGCUAGUGAUCGACGGAUAUGUCAUUGACGUCGGAGGCUUUUAUGAAGAUCAUCCAGGAGGCAGAGACCUGUUGGCAGAACUGGUAGGUCAAGAUGCGACAACUGCAUUCUAUGAUCGAGCCCACAAUGAAGGAGCGCAUGUCACCAUGAGAACUCUCGCGGUCGGUAAAUUGAUAGAUUAA
Synchytrium microbalum is the source of this 1140-nucleotide messenger RNA. RefSeq lists its product as uncharacterized. The record is from RefSeq and is a predicted model, not a curated record. NCBI's taxonomy places the organism in Eukaryota, Fungi, Chytridiomycota, Chytridiomycetes, Synchytriales, Synchytriaceae. The transcript is spliced from 8 exons. Gene Ontology annotation, biological process: unsaturated fatty acid biosynthetic process. The coding region runs from base 1 to 1140 and encodes 379 amino acids. Gene Ontology annotation, molecular function: iron ion binding; stearoyl-CoA 9-desaturase activity. Gene Ontology annotation, cellular component: endoplasmic reticulum membrane.